Messenger RNA from Ramularia collo-cygni, 1641 nucleotides. Its product is annotated as related to 4-coumarate--CoA ligase. The record is from RefSeq and is a predicted model, not a curated record. Gene Ontology annotation, biological process: secondary metabolic process. NCBI's taxonomy places the organism in Eukaryota, Fungi, Ascomycota, Dothideomycetes, Mycosphaerellales, Mycosphaerellaceae. Gene Ontology annotation, molecular function: CoA-ligase activity. The transcript is spliced from 10 exons. The coding region runs from base 1 to 1641 and encodes 546 amino acids.
AUGGUUUUCAAGYGGGCCGACAAGCUCAAUGUUCCCUCCAAGGACUUGAUCUCAUGGUACUUUGACGAUGCCAAUGUUCCAAGCGACAAACCAAUCUAUAUCGAUGCGAUACACCCCAAACGAUGCUAUACACACGCUCAGGCGAGGAGCACCAUUCGGAAGCUUGUAGCUGGAUUUCGAAAGAUUGGAUUGAAGAAGGGGGAUGUUGUCUGCAUACACAGCUUCAGCGAUAUAAAUUAUCCCAUAUUGGUCAACGGGAUCGUAGGGUUUGGGGGCAUCUAUGCUGGCACAAACCCUUCGUAUCAGCCAUAUGAGCUUAAUCACGCUAUCAAGGCUGCGAGCGUGAAAUUCCUAGUUGUGGAGCCAGAGAUCUUGAAGCAUGCCUUGAAAGCAGCAGAUGGUGCAGGUAUCCCGCGCGAAAACAUUCUCAUUUUCAACCAUCGCGAAGAUCAGCAGGUCCCUGACGGCUUCAAGUCUUGGACCUCGCUUUUGGAGCACGGAGAGCAAGACUGGGAACGAUUCGACAACGUGGAGACUUCGAAAAACACGACGGCAGCGAGACUGUUCUCCAGUGGGACGACCGGUCUACCGAAAGCGGCAAUGCUUAGCCAUUACAACUUAAUAGCUCAACACGUUCAGGUCAGCGAGUGGAGACCGAAGCCCUACGAGCCCAGGAAGAUCUCGGCCACGCCAAUGUUUCACGUUGCUACUGCUCCCACCUGUCAUUUCUCGCCACUAAAGGAUGGCGUUGGUACUUACGUGCUUCGACGCUUUGAGCUCGAACCAUUCCUCAAAGCCAUUGAGCAACAUCAGAUAACUGAUCUACCCACUGUACCACCAAUGGUUCUUGCAAUCAUCCAGUCAGAUCUCAAGGACAAAUACAGCUUGGCUUCCGUCAAAUUUGGGACCUGCGGAGCAGCUCCGUUAGACAAAGCUCAACAAGCACGAUUCCAAGCACUACUUGCAAAAGAUGCAGUGUAUACGCAGGUGUGGGGAAUGACCGAGACCACAUGUAUCUGCACAAACUUCCCAUAUCCCGAGGAAGACACAACCGGCAGCGUCGGACGUCCCGUGCCAGGUGUAGAGCUCAAGUUGGUCGAUACUGUCGACCCAAACAAGGAUAUCACAGGCUACGGUGUACGAGGAGAGGUCUGCAUCCGCGGCGACACUGUUAUCCGAGGAUAUCUAGACGAAAAAGCAACGGCAGACAGCUGGGACAAGGACGGCUAUUUUCACACGGGGGAUAUCGCUUACUGCGAUAAAGAGACCGGGAAGUGGUAUAUUGUCGACCGUAAGAAAGAGCUCAUCAAGGUCCGCGGAUUCCAGGUAGCUCCGCCUGAGCUAGAGUCAGUGUUACUUGAGCACCCAGCCAUCUACGAUGCAGCAGUUAUUGGAGUCAAGAAACACGGAAGUGACGAUGAGUAUCCACGGGCCUACAUUGUCAAGAGACAGAACGAAGCGGCGAAGAAGCUGGACGAGAAGUCGGUCUUUGACUUCAUGGGCGAGAAGCUGGCCAAAUUCAAGCGUCCUGAGGGAGGCGUGGUGUUCAUCGACGAGAUUCCCAAGAAUCCUUCAGGAAAGAUCCUGAAGAAGGUGCUGCGUGAGAUGGCGRCGAAAGAGAUGAAGGCGGCUAAGUUGUGA